GAUAUAUCUACUGUAUUUUGGACUUGCAUUGUUACUUACAAGUAUAAAUUAGACCACAUGUAAGGUUUUAUUUAAACAACACUCUCUCUUUCACUCCAUCAUCACCACAAUCAUAAUCUCUUCCUUUCUUCCGCGAAUUAUAUAAAACCAUGGCAAAGUCUCUAGCUGGAUUGGCGGUUCUGAUCGCUCUUUUUAUGGCGGUUGAUGCGUUUAGGCCUUCUGGUUUAAUCAAUGGUCACGCCACGUUCUAUGGAGGGAGUGACGCUUCUGGAACAAUGGGCGGAGCUUGUGGGUACGGAGAUCUCUACUCGGCGGGGUACGGGACAAUGACCGCGGCAUUAAGCACGGCUCUGUUCAACAACGGAGCUUCUUGCGGAGAAUGCUAUAGAAUAACGUGUGAUUACGCUGCGGACUCACGGUGGUGCAAGAAAGGAGCUUCGGUUGUUAUUACAGCAACUAACUUCUGCCCGCCAAACUUCGCUCUACCGAGCAACAACGGUGGUUGGUGCAAUCCGCCGCUAAAACAUUUUGACAUGGCACAACCCGCUUGGGAAAAGAUAGGAAUUUACAAAGGUGGAAUUGUUCCCGUCGUUUUCCAAAGGGUAAGCUGUUACAAGAGAGGAGGAGUGAGAUUCAGAAUAAACGGGAGAGAUUACUUUGAGCUGGUAAACAUAUCGAACGUAGGAGGAGCAGGCUCCAUUAAAUCUGUCUCCAUUAAAGGAUCAAAGACUGGUUGGUUAGCCAUGUCUCGCAACUGGGGAGCUAAUUGGCAAUCAAACGCUUAUCUAGACGGCCAGUCUCUAUCUUUCUCCAUUACCACUACCGAUGGUGCUACAAGAGUCUUCCUCAAUGUUGUUCCUUCUUCUUGGUCCUUCGGACAGACUUAUUCUUCCAGGGUUCAGUUUUGAAGACUUUUGUUACGCUGUCUGAAAGAUUCUUGGCAGUGGAUGCGCUCUGAGUCUGUUCUUUUCUCUUUGGAGCGACCCGCCCAGUUUGUUAUAUAUACUCCAUGUAAGAUGUUUUGGUUAAAAUAUAAAGAUUAAAAGAACCUAUUUUAAAGAUAAUCUAAUUUAAAA
Raphanus sativus (radish) is the source of this 1076-nucleotide messenger RNA. Its product is annotated as expansin-A11. Bases 150 to 908 code for a protein of 252 amino acids. The transcript is spliced from 3 exons. NCBI's taxonomy places the organism in Eukaryota, Viridiplantae, Streptophyta, Magnoliopsida, Brassicales, Brassicaceae. The record is from RefSeq and is a predicted model, not a curated record. Gene Ontology annotation, cellular component: extracellular region. Gene Ontology annotation, biological process: plant-type cell wall organization.